Messenger RNA from Pongo pygmaeus (Bornean orangutan), 15209 nucleotides. It is a transcript of the gene LRRTM2, whose product is annotated as leucine rich repeat transmembrane neuronal 2. The record is from RefSeq and is a predicted model, not a curated record. Bases 9983 to 11533 code for a protein of 516 amino acids. Gene Ontology annotation, molecular function: protein binding. Lineage: Eukaryota; Metazoa; Chordata; Mammalia; Primates; Hominidae. The transcript has 2 exons.
GGAGAUCUGUUUACUAAGAGCCUUUAAUGUACAUUUGUUAUUCACUUUAUCUCUUAUCCCUUACCUGUCAAUUGGAGAAAAUGUCAUCUAUCUCUCUAUGGACUGUUAGAAAUAUUGAGGGAUAUAGGUUAUUUAGCAAAGGGCAGAAAGGAGACAACAGGGAAUAGUAAGAGUUGAAAUAUAAGUAAAAUUGAUAUGAUCACUAUCAAAUCUGGUUACGGUCUCAUUCCUUAAGCCUUUCCCCCUAGCACUCUUGUACUGCCAAUAAAAUUAAAUAUUCCAUUAAUACUGAUGGGGAGGAGAGGUCUCAACAAAAACUCAUUCAAAGAGGAAGAUUUCUACCUGCAGGAAUAAACUGAUUUAUUCAGGGUCAUGAAUGUCAACCAACCAACUGAAUGGACCCCCUUCUCAGCCAGGGCAUUCCAAAGUAAACUUGAAAAACUAGUUUAGGCCAUUAUGGGAAGGAGGGAGUUGGAUGUGCCUCAUUAUACUCUCCUCCCUUUGGAAUUCAGGCACAACUGACCAGCACUAACAUUAAAACAGAGAUCUAAGACUGACAAAGCAGAUUAUUUGUAGCAAUAAGAUACCAAAUUCCAACUGGACUCUAAUAUAACAUCACAUGACAGAUAGCAGGCCCUGAAAGAAAUCCAACUAUUUUACCCCAAAAUGUAUUUCUCUGAAAUAUUAAUAUUUUGAAAUGGCCCUGCAAAUUGGUCACUUUUGGGGAAAAUCUACAUUCUGUAGAGAAUCUCCUUCCCUUUCUAGGUUUUUUCCUGAUUUAAGGAGAAAUUUAACUAAGAAUCUGGCACCUUUUAGGAUCUGAUUUGCCAUCUAAUAUCUGAAGCCUACUACCUGGAGGCUUCAUCUAUGUAACAAGAACCUUGGCUUCCCGCCCCCAUUUAUCUUAACUACAAACAUUUCUUUCUGCCGACUUCAGCUCUUCAGGGAGAGCUUAAUCCUUUCAACUAACUGCCAUCAGGAAAUCUUUGAAUCCACCUAUGACCUGGAAGCCCCCAACUAACCCUUUCAAACUGUCCAGGCUUUCAGGACCAAACCAAUGUACACCUUACAUGUGUUGAUUGAUGUCUACCUAUAAAUUCUGUCCCCCUAAAAUGUAUAAAAUCAAGGUAUGACCCAACCACCUUGGGAAUAUGUUCUUGAGACUGUGCCUUGGGCCUUGGCCACUCAUAUUGGGCCCUAGAAUAUUUAUUUCUUCAAACAUUCUACAGAGUUUGACUCUUUCUUGUUGACAUUAGUCAGCUUGAGAUGUGCAAUUAUUUACUGACAAUCUUAAAGCUCAAAAUACUAGGAUCUAAGACAAAGGUAGCUAAAACUGAAUCACAAUCAAACUGACUUCAUAAUUAAUGCUUUAAUCAGGAAAGUCUCAGCAUAUUCCUUAAGAUACUCAAGCACUUGCUUCAAGAAAAUUUCUCUAAAUAAACCCUGUAAAGUUUGCCAUUGUUCCUAGCCACAUUUUUCUGGUGCUUCUAAUAGAUCAUUUGUUCUAGAAAACACUUAGAAUCUGAAACCCAAAGGUUGAGCAUGUAGACUUCAUGAAAGCCCAAUCCCCUACAACCUGAAAUACCCAGGAAUUUUCUCAAUUUGAGUAAAAAGAUUUACUGUUCAAGUUAUGUAAAACCAAAUCCUUGAACUUGACUUUUGAAAGAAUUAAGUCACACAGCAAAAUUCACUUUAAGAUGCAAUGCAACCCACACUAUGAAUCUGUUAAUUCUGUCUUUGUCAAACUACCCAAAAAAUCAAUUUGUCUUUCUUGUUAUUGCAGGAAAUAGAGGUUUAUUCCUCAUUAAUCAGAAGGGGGGCAGUUUAGGAGCAGUUAUUUACUAAGCCCUUUAAGUUAUACUAGACAGACCAUUUUAAAAUCACAGUAUCAUUUUAGAAAAAUACAGUCCAAAUAGCAAGUUUAGGGUACCAAUCAUUUAAAAUGUAAUAGAGAUGAGUACACACAGACACACUCACAACCUUAACACUGAGCUUGAGGAAAGUAUAAAGCUUGCUCAUUUUAAAACAAGAUUCUGCUGGGUGCGGUGGCUCUUGCCUGUAAUCCUAGCACUUUGGGAGGCUGAGACGGGUGGAUAGCCUGAGGUCAGGAGUUUGAGACCUUUAGCCUCAAAGCUGAAACCUUUGGUUUCAGCCUGACCAAUAUGGUGAAAUCCCGUCUCUACUAAAAUUACAAAAUUACAAAAAUCAGCCAGGCAUGGUGGCAUGUGCCUGUAAUCCCAGCUACUCGGGAGGCUGAGACAGGAGAAUCCCUUGAACCCGGGAGGCAGAGGUUGCAGUGAGCCAAGAUUGCGCCACUGCAUUCCAGCCUAGGUGACAAAGCAAGACUCCGUCUCAAAAAACAAACAAACAAACAAAAACAAGAUUCUACUUCUUUUGAGAUUAAAGUUAUUUUUUAUUUCUAGCAUUAACUGAACAAAAAUUAAGUUACUCAAACAUAACCUUAGGAAAAGCAACCCUGUAGCGUAUAACUAUUACUGGAAGUAGUGAGGAAACUUUUUACUCCAACCCCUGUCAGUUUGGAAGGGAUGAAAUAUGUUCCUGGCAUUGCUGGUGGCAUCUCAAAGGCACAUUUUAGUCCCUAAAUGAAAAGGCAAAAGUUUGCAGGUGAACCUACAAAAAAGCUACUCAACCUGACUGCACUAAACAAGUAUCAUCCCACCAUAUUUCUUAGAUAAAAAGUGUUCUAAAUUGAAAGAUCCACAUAAUCUCUUCCGCCAAACAAAGGCUUUCUUUUCUCCUUCUUCUACACAUUCUCCCUAGGGAACCUGGUCAUUCCUACUGCUUUAAUGAACCUAUGGUCACUCUGCCAUCUUCCAUGCUGACCCACCCACAUACAUUUUUGUUCUUCAGACAUGCCGUGCUCUCUCUCACGUACCUAAAAUACUCUUCUCCCCUCCUUCCAACUCCUACCCAUCGUUCAGAUGAGAAACUACUUCCUUGUGGAAGCUUCCACUGGCCAACCUCAGCCCUAAGUUCAAGUUCAGUGUCCCCACAGAAUGCUCCCACAUCAUCUCAUGUUUCCUCUCAAAGACCUUCUCAAAUCAUACCUUAGGAUAAUUACCUGUUGACUUGUCUGUCUCCCAUUGGACAUGAAUAAAAUGAGAAACCAAUAACCAAUUAGAGACACGUUUAAAAGAUAUAUGACUUCAUGUGUAAUCUGUGUGGCAAGUCAUCAGUCUCUGCUUCCUUGUCACUAGUUAGAAUAUAAGACUUCAAAUAAACCUCUGCUUUCUAUCCUCAUUUUAAUCUAGAGUAAGCCUGAGGUGGGUAGAGGAGGGUGAAAUACAGUGUUUUAACCCUUAACAUUUAAGGACUGUUUAAAAAGGUAACAAACAGGGAGGUCUGACUAGUUUAACAGGAAGAUCUAGUUAGAUAAAAUACCUGUUCAGCCAUUAGAAAAUUCAACAACAACAAACAAUGAAUUAUAGCAUUUUACAAGACCAAAUAAGAAUCAGCAUUGAAGCUUCUUCUACCCAAGACAAUAAAAAAGAGAACUGGGGCUGUCAUCCAUACAGUAGAGACCUUCAAUAAAGCAAGAGAUGAAGAUCUUGAGAAAGGAAGUGAUAACCAAGCUGUUGCUCACAACCAAGAAGGUUUCUGAGAGGAAAGAGAACUUUAAAGAGAAUUAUCAAGAAAAAUGUUUGAAAACUAAGGGAAACUAGCAGCUUUUAGGGAGUCAGUACAUGUCUUCAUGAGUAGGGCUAAAAGGCUUGCUGUGGGCUGGGCAACACAGUGUAGUACAACAGACAUUUAAUGAAUAACAGGAGAAGCAAUUUGACCUUCGUUGUUCUACCUGGCCCACAAAUGGCUGGUGGGCUCUACCUAAGCUGAACAUGUAACAAGAGUUGCUGGGAGUGCUUUAUGCAAAGCUCAACAGUAGAUCAAUCUUAGAAUACAAUGAUUAUAUAGUCCUGUAUUCCUAAAUUCUUUUCAAAGAGUGCCCUCUUCUUAAAUUACAAAGAGCAGAACAGACACGGCAGACAUACACAGACAAAUGCAACAAGCAUCAAGACGAGCUCUCAGUAUACCUCACUGGUCCCUCCAGCCUGAGGAAGCCCCUUUCAGCAAUGUGCAAUACAAGGAGGAAUCAACAUCUGAACUGCAGAUGGAACGCUGACAUGCUGCUAUAAACCGUACAGAGUAAGAAAUGAUCUUGUUCUCUUUGGGCCAAAUUUUUAUGAAUUUUCUUCGCAUUAACAAUAUCACAUAUUCAAUGUUUUUUUUUUUUUUCCUUGCCAUAUCACUUGUCACUGCCCCUCCAGCCCAGAACCUAUUAAGAGGGUUCUCAGAUGAUGGUUUCCAAGCUUCAUCAACCUUAAGUGCUAGCAUAUAGCAACAAACACGCAAACUAACCCCUUAAAUUUAGACAACUGGGUCAGAGAGCCCACUAACAUUGAACGAUUCUUCAAGUAAGUAUGAAUGUGUAUCUUACCUCUUAAUUCUAUCCUGUGCAAACAGCUUUGUAUAGCCUCUUGGGGCCAUCUAUGUAGGUAAGAGGAAAUACAUCUACAUCAAAAGCUACUCAGAAAUGUAGAGAGAAGAAAGGAAGGACAACCCAAACUUGGCUAUGUAUUUCAGAAUAAAAGAUGAAGCAUGCUACACAGAGAAGAAAGGGGAAACAUGAACAUAAUGAAGCCACUAGCAGAAGAAGAGUUUUAAAAAGCGGGGGGGGGGGGGGGGGGGGUUGCCAUAAACAUUUCAGCCUGUGCUUUAAUCAACACUUCAAGAUGGUCUGGGCAUGGAGGCUCAUGCCUGUAAUCCCAACGAUUUGGGAGGCUGAGGUGGGAGGACAGCUUGAGCCCAGGAGUUCAAGACCAGCCUAGGCAACAUGACGAAACCCCGUCUCUAUGAAAAAUUAGCCAGGCAUGGUGGUACGUACCUGUAGUCCCAGCUAUCUGGGAGGCUAAGGAGGGAGAUCAAUGGAGCCUGGGAGGUUACGCCACUGCACUCCAACCUGGGCAACAUAGUGAGACCUUGUCUCAAAAACAAACGAACAAACACAAAAACUUCAAGAUAGAUUCUGUUAUUUUUGUUUUGAUGUCUAUAAUAGAAAUAAAACAUCUUAAUAGUAUAAACGUUCAUCUGUCCAAACUUCUAUGGAAGAUCUUCCAUACCUAAUGCCCAACUUAGACGCAUUGCUCCAAGAUUUCUUCCUGAAUUAUCUAGCCCUGGGCAGAAAAUACAAGGGAAGCAGGUCGUCACAUGAUUCUGACCCUGAAACUUCCCCAACAGCAACAACUGCCGGAGUGCACAUGUAUCCAAAACUAGAAGGAUAUAUCCCAAAAUGUGUAAGGUGCAUCCAAAGAAACACUGCUUACCAUUGUUAGUGUAACCAGAAUCCUUUUCUACUGCUUUCUCAGUUGUUUACUAACAAGAUAACAAAAGGACUUUAAAAAUCAAAAUCAGCUGGCAUGGUGGUUGACACCUGUAAUCCCAGAAACUUUGGGAGGCCAAGGUGAGAGGAUCUCUUGAAGCCAGGAGUUCGAGACCAGCCUAGGCAACAUAGUGAGACCCUGUCUCCACACAAAAAAAUUUUUAAUUAGCUGGGUAUGGUGGCAUGUGCUUGUAGUCCUAGCUACUCUGGAGGAUCACUUGAACCAGGAGUUCAUGGUUACAGUGAGCUAUGAUCGUGCCUCUGCAUUCCAGCCUGGGUGAAAGAGCGAAGACACCGUCUUAAAAAACACACACACACACACACACACACACACACACACACCCCAACAAAAUAAAAUCAACAGAAGGCAGGGAUGGAGACAAGGAUCCAGGCAGAAAUGGAGAUUCUGGUAGUCUAAUGUAGACACUCUACUAUUGAAAGAUUCCCUUCUCCUUCAAAAAAAGACAAGCUAGUAAAACCCACUUACUCUAACACAAGUCUGGCUACAACAUAAGCCUAAGUAUGUGGUUGCCAGUUAACACCUUAAAAGGUUCUUAGCAGAGGACAUAAGAUCCACAACAUCUAGGACCUCCACCCUAAAAGUGGCUUUUUUUUUUUUUAAAGAUGGAGUCUCACUCUGUCACCCAGACUGCCACCUGGUUCAAGUGAUUCUCCUGCCUCCGCUUCCUGAGUAGCUAGGAUUACAGGCUCCUGUCACCGCGCCCAGCUGAUUUUUGUAUGUUCGGUAGAGACGGGAUUUCACCAUCUUGGCCAGGCUGGUCUUGAACUUCUGACUUCAUGCUCUACCCACUUCGGCGUCCCAAAGUGCUGGGAUUACAGGCUACCACUGUGCCUGGCCAGCUAUCAUUUUUUUUAAAAGCAGGGAUUGAGACUGCCAGCAACAAGGUUUAUUUUAACAUGCUCCUCCAAAACACCUCUGGGCAACACUUCGGUGCCAGGGCAUACACAAUUUUUGGAGCUGGGUAUGAUGAAAGAAACAUUUGCCUUUUUAGCAUAAAGCAAAUAUAAAGCUCCCUCUCUACCCUCCCUCCCACAGAAGAACAGGAAAUUUCAUGAAUAUAUCUGUACAUUUGCUUCUCCAAGUAGGGGAAUAACUCUCCCUAAUCAGCAAUACAUAUGAAAAGCAAACUCUCAUGUGGAGGAAUACAGACAACUACAGCCAUCUAAGCCCUGCCACUUGACUCACUUAAUUUGCUUAAAACCAUUUACAGAGAGGAGACGGGUUAGAUUUUACUUCUCCUUUGCCUUAUCAUGAACAUCUAAAGCAGUGAAAAUUGAAACAGAUCAUAUGGACAGUACCUUCCAGAAGUAGUAUUGCCACUUUAAGUCAAAGGCAUAUGUUUGCGGAAAAAAGCUGCUCUACAGCGAAACCAAGAGAAAGUUUAGAAAGAAUAGAUAUGUAGCCCUUUUAGCUAAAGAAAGAUAAAGACCAAAAAAUGAUACAAAAUUCCAUCAAUGGGAACUCUGCACUCUACCAAUUUUAAGGCAAACUCCAUGUCUUCUUUGGUUCCACAGCCUGAACCUCUUGAACCCAAAGAGUGGGCAGGUGAGAAAGAUGGCUGGUGACUUGGAAGGGGCUGUGCUCUCUGGCACCAUGAUACUGCAAGCAUUACUGCCCACUUCCUUAGAGGCCUUCAAAAAAUAAUUACUCUUGAUUGCACUGAUGCUUCUCUGGGCAAUUUUCCUUGCCCACAAAUCUGUUAUAAUAGUACUGAGAUAAUAUAAUUUAAGUAGUCUCCAUUUAUUAGUAUUUAAGAGGUAGGCCAAGCAGACUAAAAACCAAGAGUUUAAGGGCACGGAGAUGCUUUUCCUUCUGCAUGUUAACACACAACUCAUUCCUAAUCGUGGUGGCUCUAAUCCAACUGACUAAAAUGCUUUUCUCCCCAAGGAACUAAAGUGGUUACUUGAGAGAAGAGUUUAAUCCAGCUUCUCCUGCGUGGCAAAGGGUUUUUUUCAUCAGAAGGUAGCUGACUUCAAUAAGGGCAUUUACAACAUCCCAAGGGCUUAUUUUCAUUUAAGAAAUUUAAGAGAACACUCCUAUGAGACUACUGUCCUUAGAACUUUUGGGGGCAAGUUCCUGUAGAACAGUAGCUCUGAAACCUAGGGUGAGAGACCCUGUAGGAAUUGGACUCAACCUCAUCCACAGAAAAAUGAACAAGCAAAAAAAUUUCACAAGACAGUUUAUGGAACCAGGUUAAGAAGUUCUAGCCUAUUGGGAGAGACUACAGAAAAGAUUAAGGUCAGAAGGGGAGUAGCAUUCCCGGGGUCUAAAUCAGGACUUGUUUCCUUCCCUUCUUUAACCAGCAAGAAGGAACAAAGAGGACGUACUAGUGCAGGCUCAUUGCUAAGGACUCAAGAGUCUGUUCACUGGCAACUUUGGCUUGGGAAUUUCCAUUCAGCCUACAAAAUUUGUCCAAGAACCACAAUGCCGAUCUCAUCUUCUUUGCUUCCUCUGUCCCUUCACAGGUGUCAGACCUGCCCUGUGGUAUGAAGACUCUUAGAGCAUUCUUGCUGCCUUCUGUCUCCCUUUGUACUUCAUAGGCAUUUUUUCCUCUUGUACUUCUAAUCUUAUCUUGGGAUCACUUCUAGGAGGACUCAAACCACACACCUGCACUGCUGCAGUUUUCAUAGCACCUUUAUACAGAGCCCUAAGGAAGGGACCUUGGAGUCUCACAGCUCUCACUCCAGUACAACACUACAACAGAAAAAUUUUACCCAAGACAAUUACUUCUUAGAUCUGUCCAGUGGGAUGAAUCCCUCAGAAUCAAAAAGGCCAACGAUGUUCUUGUUUCACAGACACCAUCAGUAGUUUUAAAGAUGUCUGUCCUUAGGUCUGAGACAAGACCCACAAAGGAUAAGUGCCAAUGAUAUGGGAGAAAUAUGUAUGUUGGGUCAAAUCAAUAAGGCAAGAUGUAGAAAAGGCCUUACCUUUGUCAGGCCUGAAAAUAUAACACUGAUUCAUCUAGAAACAUCUUUUGCAUUUAUAUAACACUAAACAUGGAGCUAUACAUCCACAAUUGAGGUCUGAAAAGUGAAGACACCAUUCAACAGAGAAAAACUGGAGUUAGGGCAAGCAAAAUCAAGUCAAAACAAAAAUCCCAGUCCAAAGCAUGAGUGACCUUUUGUAUUCACAAGACAGGUUCUAACAACAGCAGUAGGCUCAGUUAAGUCAGCCACCGGGAACUAGUGUGCAAAUGCUCUAUUAUUUCAGUGUCACAACCACCAACCUCAGUACCAGCGGAGGCUUUUAGUUACGGAGUAGGUGAGAUUUUUGAGGUAAAAUACAAGGCAUCAUGUCAGAAUCCAGCUACACGGUAUCACUUGUCCUAAAUCAUCUCUGCUUUGCUGUUAAUGCUUAGGGCAUGUGCAUUAAAAUGACUGUAUCAACCUGCCUUGUCCUCCCAGGAGGACAUUUAAAGAUCAACUCUGCAUUAUUUUUCAAUCAGUAUGGCGACAAAACAUUGUUAUAAAAUAGGAGAAAGAAAGAGAAAUCUUUUUAGAGUUAGAGUUCCCCCUGAAAUUCUCAAAGCAAAAAAUAACUACAUGCUUUGUUUUGCAAGCUUCCCCUCCCCCUUUAUUCUUGGUUUAUAAUGUUAAGCUCCUGGUGACAAAGAAGCCAAGCCCACUUAGCUAGUUUAUCAACACAUCUAAAGCAAAUCAUAGUCAUACUUUGAUUUUAACCAAGCAUGACAACAAGGCAACUGAAUAGCUUUCCAAACUACCAGUGCAGCGACACUACCUUGCAUAGGCUGGUGUUAAAUCAGCACUUCAUAAAUUGUGCAGGCUUCUGCCCAUUUAGAUGAUCUCUCUAUGCAGAAUCGGCAGUCUAACACUGGCUCUCACAAGCAUUAAAAAUCAUCACUCUGCUAACCCAACUCACUGUUCAGAUGGGUCUUCUUGAAUGCAGCCUUUAUUACAACCUCACUGCUGCUUCCUACACUGAAGGAAUACCAUGUUUUUAAGUCAGGAGUUCUUCUUUCUCGCUUUAUUGUAAUCAGGGGGUCCUGCAACGACCCUGAUGCUGUUACAAAGCACGGUGCUUUAUAACAGUAAAGCUUCUGGAAAACCCAAACAAAAGACACGUCAUCCGGUGACGUCAGCCUAUAUACAGUUCUGUGUGGUCGCAGCACAUAAGCAAAUCCAUUCUUGUGCUGCUUCUCGGAAAAGCUUUUCAGUAAAUGCACUCAUGCUGCUCCAGGAGCUCUUCUCUGCAACAAGCCACCCAUCUGCCAUCAACAAGUUAAGACCAAGAGAACUAACGGCUGCGGAAAGGAGACUGAAGCUUUGAUUAACCAGCUGAGCAGUUAGAGGUGGAGAAAUUUAAUAACUUAUAUUCAAAACUGAUUUAGGGAUCAGAGCAAUCACAGAAAAUGAAACCAAUGCUUUCCAGAGGGAUAUCCUAAGGAAAAAACAACUCAUCCUGGUGGAUUCAAUUUUACUUGGAAAGCCUGGGACACAGAAAACAGGAAACUGGUCAAAGGCUCCUACAUGUUAGAGCCUUUUACAGACUCACUGCGUUGAGUCUAACAACCGCGACUGAAUGCAGCCUCCAAUGUGCUCAGAAGAAUGGGCUUACAUUUCAAGUGGCCAUUAGGGGCCCCUAUGCUGGCAGCAAUAUAUGCAAUGAGUAUGGUUUUAAAAAUGCUGCCUGCCCUGGGUAUGGCGUGUCCACCCAAAUGCCGCUGCGAGAAGCUGCUCUUCUACUGCGACUCUCAGGGCUUCCACUCAGUGCCAAACGCCACAGACAAGGGCUCUCUGGGCCUGUCCCUGAGGCACAAUCACAUCACAGAGCUCGAAAGAGACCAAUUUGCCAGCUUCAGUCAACUUACUUGGCUCCACUUAGAUCACAAUCAAAUUUCAACAGUAAAAGAAGAUGCUUUUCAAGGACUAUAUAAACUUAAGGAAUUAAUCUUAAGUUCCAACAAAAUAUUUUACUUGCCAAACACAACUUUUACCCAACUGAUUAACCUGCAAAAUUUGGACCUGUCUUUUAAUCAGCUGUCAUCUCUGCACCCAGAGCUCUUCUAUGGCCUUCGGAAGCUGCAGACCUUGCAUUUACGUUCCAACUCCCUGCGGACUAUCCCAGUACGCCUGUUCUGGGACUGUCGUAGUCUGGAGUUUCUGGAUUUGAGCACAAACCGUUUGCGAAGUUUGGCUCGCAAUGGAUUUGCAGGAUUAAUUAAACUGAGAGAGCUUCACCUAGAGCACAACCAGCUGACGAAGAUUAAUUUUGCUCAUUUCCUACGGCUAAGCAGUCUGCACACGCUCUUCUUACAAUGGAACAAAAUCAGCAACUUGACAUGUGGGAUGGAGUGGACCUGGGGCACUUUAGAAAAGCUAGACCUGACUGGAAAUGAAAUCAAAGCCAUCGACUUGACAGUGUUUGAAACGAUGCCUAAUCUUAAAAUACUCCUCAUGGAUAACAACAAGUUAAACAGCCUUGAUUCCAAGAUCUUAAACUCCCUGAGAUCCCUCACAACCGUUGGCCUCUCUGGCAAUCUGUGGGAAUGCAGCGCCCGAAUAUGUGCUCUGGCCUCCUGGCUGGGCAGUUUCCAAGGUCGGUGGGAGCAUUCCAUCCUAUGCCACAGUCCUGACCACACCCAAGGAGAGGAUAUUCUAGAUGCAGUCCAUGGAUUUCAGCUCUGCUGGAAUUUGUCAACCACUGUCACUGCCAUGGCUACAACUUAUAGAGAUCCAACCACUGAAUAUACAAAAAGAAUAAGCUCAUCAAGUUACCAUGUGGGAGACAAAGAAAUCCCAACUACUGCAGGCAUAGCAGUUACUACCGAGGAACACUUUCCUGAACCAGACAAUGCCAUCUUCACUCAGCGGGUAAUUACGGGAACAAUGGCUUUAUUGUUUUCUUUCUUUUUUAUUAUUUUUAUAGUGUUCAUCUCCAGGAAGUGCUGCCCUCCCACUUUAAGAAGAAUUAGGCAGUGCUCAAUGGUUCAGAACCACAGGCAGCUCCGAUCCCAAACACGACUCCAUAUGUCAAACAUGUCAGACCAAGGACCGUAUAAUGAAUAUGAACCCACCCAUGAAGGACCCUUCAUCAUCAUUAAUGGUUAUGGACAGUGCAAGUGUCAGCAGCUGCCAUACAAAGAAUGUGAAGUAUAAUAUCUACCCGUCAUCAAAAAUCACAUCAGAUAAGUAACCUAUUUUACAUAGUAGAGGCUAAAUACAUAUCUAAUUUUUACCAAUGGUGACAUUAAGCCUAAUUUUCCAAACUAAGUGGAGACUUAGUUUUUGAAGUGAAGUAUUUUUAAUUUUUUAAAUGAAACCAUAUUUUAAGUGUUAAAUGAAUCAAUGCUCACAUUAAUUUGCACUCCUGUUGGAAAGUCUAAAAUGCUUACUUCAGAAUAAGAAAUGUAUGUAAUUAUAUACAAUCGUGUGUAAACCUUUACACUAAGGUCUCCAUAUGCUAUUUUUUUCUACUGAAAACAAUUUAGAAAGAAGCUAUUGGGCAGAAACAGAUAUAGAUCAAUACCUGUUUGAUCACUGCUCUCCAUCCCAUGUACCACAACUAUCUUGCUGCUUAAAAGGAGACUUAGUAAAGUUCUCUUGUAUGAUAAUUUGGUAUUUACUCAAAUCUUCAAUUUCUUGCCAGUGUGGGAAGUAGAAUUUCAUGUAUGCUGAAGACUGGUAAAUAUUAAACAUUCUUCUUCCAGAGUUUCUGCCUGGGUUAGUAGAUAUUAUCAAAGUCCAUAUCAUGAAAUCAGAACCCUUUAAUGUAAUUCUAAUAAGAUGAGUGACUCUUUAAUAUAUUUACACAAUGAAUCCAAGUGACUGUGAAAAGGUCUCAUUACAAUGAAAUCAAUCCUAAAUAAUUACACCGACUUCUUAUACAUUUCUCGUUUGAGUUAUAAUGGACAUGAUUUUUGUGGCAUUUAGACAAUUGUUUUAAACUAGUAUUAAAUUGUCAUUGUACUAAUUAAUAUACUAAAUCCUAUGUUUACAUUAAUAUGUGAAAAAAGAUUUAGAAAAUAUUUUGGAGAUAAACAAGACAAACUGAGUCAAUUUAACAAUCCUGACAUGCUCCCUCCAAUUUAAAAGCACACACACACACACUCGCGCUCUCUCUCUCUCUCUCUCUCAACUGUCAUGAUCAAAGAUGCCUUGACAAAGGGGUUUAAACCUCUUUCUUCUGCUUCUUCCUGAUCUUCAAACCUCAAAGAGCCAAGUUAAAAAUAAUUGGCUAGCAACAGGCAUAACACUGAUUCUUAUUGUAUUACAAAGGAACCAUAAAAAAAAACACUUUCUCACUAUUAUAUAAUAAAUUUCGAUCUUUCAAUAAAGAUACGCAUUCACACUGUAAGUGUAGUUCAGUGUAGGUGAAGAAAACAGCAUCACUGAGAUGAAUCUUAUGGUAGAAUAACUCGACAUGCCUAUGCAGCCACACAGUGGUAACUUGAAGGCAGCACGGAGGUGAGGGAUUAAAAGGAAAGGCAGAUUUUGAAAUCCGACUCUCAGGUUAGCUGGAGUUACAAGGCAGCCAAGAAUGAUCAUACACAAUCUGCACCAAACAGGGAAAGAGGACCUGCUAUUGAAAAGGCAAGAGGGGUAGCUUCUCCAAUGUAAAUAUAAACAUUCCAUAGUUAACAAAUGAUAAGGAUGCCACAUUUUUCAUGCAGAAAAGAACCACAGGUAUUCAGUUUCUUGUAUUAUGAUUUCUAAAGAAAACCUAUUAAAUAUUUGGAAUUUAGAUGCAAGCUACUCAUUCACACAGAAUUUUUCCAUAAACAUUGUUCCAUAUAUUGAAAAAACUGUAAAAUUAUAGCACUAACUUGAUUUUAGAAAAUGAGCAUUUUUUACAACUGCCAUUUACUGUAUGUAGAAAAAAGACAUAAAACCUUAGAGAAAGCCACUACCAUUUUUAAAGUUAUCUUUUCCCCAACAUCAACAUCAACAUGAUAUCCUUCAUUCAGGGCAUAUUUUUUCUUCCCAGGAUCGAACUGAAAACAUGUUAAGGCUAUAGUUUAACCUGUAAGAUUUAAUCACAAUUUUUCUUCUUUAAUACUAAGAGAUGGGUACCUUAGUACCCUUCACCUAACAUCUCUCGGUAAAAAGCAGACAAGAUCACAAAUUACAGUAAAAAUGUGCUCUCUUUUUUAAGGUGGGCAGAUUAGUUUGUCAAAGUCUCAGCCCAGUUCAAUUCAGUUGAUCUCGAGCGGUGAGUAUUUCAUCUCUUGUUAAACCAGACCCUGGGCUUGUCUGGGCAGAGGCAGAAGCUGAUUUAACGGCAUAGAGCACAGCGCCCUACUUCCCCACAGACAGGCUGAAUUAGAAGCCCCUAUUACAAAUAAGAGCACCACGAGCUAAAAUUUACCAACCCAUUAUCAGGACGACCAUUGCCAUGUGUCAGGUGACAGCUUGGUCACAACACAACUGUGUCCUGAGCACACAAGAUUCCAUAAGCCCUGAAGGACAGCAGGGGAGUAUUUUCCAUCAUUUCAAACCACAACCAAAAUUAAGAUUCAAACUGUGGGAUGGGUAAGAAAUCCCCUCCUUUGGCUGGGAAUCUCCACCUUAAUCCUUAAAGGACCAUAACUGGCAAAAUCCUUAGUGUAAGGACAAAAGCAAAUUGGAAAAGCAAGCCAUUUACUAAUUCAGAGGAACAGCACAGCCAAGGCUAGCGAGGCAUACUUUCCAGUUGAAAAAAAUCAAAAUUUUUUGCCUUCCAUUUUUCUGGGUAAUGUCCUUUAAGAAAAGUGAAUGACAGUAGUACCAAAAAGGUAUUUUCCUUUCUCAUUUAAAAGCAAAAACCUCCCUUUUUAAUUGCCUGUAGAAGGCAAGAUUUCCCUUCAUUUUUGUCCAUUUGUGUUUCAGAAUCAGCACAGGUUUGAAGAUUAGACUGUUGGUCAUCUGUGCUUUCUUUACCAACUGGCUAGAACGGAACAGCAUCACAGCAACGCUGCGGAUCUUGGUUACACAGUGUCAGAGCUUUUGUUUUUUGGUGGGGUUUUAUCCUCUUCACCACCACCACCCACUCCAUUUUUUUUCUAUUUUUAAGAUUAGAGGAAAAUGACCAUUAAGAACCAGAAAAAUAAUUAAUCUCUCUGGAAAAAGGAAAGCUAGAGAAGACUAUGAUACCAUACCCAUCUAGAAACCAAGAACUACUUUGAAGUCGUUUAUAUUCAUUUCUGUAGCAUGACAGGGAUUUCAAUCACCUUUCUGAAAAGAGUGGGCUGAUAAACUUGUAAAUCCACACACAACUCUGAAAUACCCACUGCCAGCAUCAAAAAGCAAAGAUACUAAUUUUUUAAGCCAAAAAUCUGUACUAACACAUGUAAUUUCUUAAUAUGCCUAAGUUAAUUUCUGUACCAAUUCAAUAAAUGGAAUUGACUGAACUUCCCAACGCCACUAAUUAUUAAAAUCCAUCUGCUUAUUCUAAUGCUAGUCACCAAGAGCUAGACUCCAUCUUUCCAAUAAAAAUGAGCCCUAUGUAGCACUAGGUUUGAAUUCUAAAAUUCAAAACAGGCAUUUCAUUUUCUUAAGGCACACUUCCUACACACAGCUAUCAGGGGAAAAAGCUAUAAAUGUCCUGUUCUUUUUCUGAAGUGUGGAUAUCAAUAUAAAAUUUGUUAAAGAAUAUUUUUAACAGCUGACUUACAUGAUCGUUUUCCUAAUACAGCAAUACAGCGACAGACCUAUCUGAAAAGUCUGUUUGGGGACAUACUUUUCAUAUCUUAUUGAUUAAAGCCCUUGAGCCAGGAAAAAAAAAAAAAAAAAAAAGAGAGAGACAGUAAGGCCAUCUAUAGAUAAUUAAAUAUUUCUCUAUCUAACCUGGGGCAAA